Onychostoma macrolepis is the source of this 1404-nucleotide messenger RNA. RefSeq names its product RING finger protein 223. The record is from RefSeq and is a predicted model, not a curated record. The coding region runs from base 217 to 891 and encodes 224 amino acids. Lineage: Eukaryota; Metazoa; Chordata; Actinopteri; Cypriniformes; Cyprinidae. Gene Ontology annotation, molecular function: ubiquitin protein ligase activity. Gene Ontology annotation, biological process: protein ubiquitination. The transcript is spliced from 3 exons.
CUGAGAGAGAGAGGGAGAACAAGGUGAAGGCAGUUACACUUUACCGGAAGACCAAGACAGACAGGUCUGGAGAAAGACAGCCAUUGAAAUACCUGUUUUGGGAAGUUUUCAGCCUUUAUUUGAACCCAUCUACAUGAAGUAGAAGAAAGCAUCAACAAGAUAAAAAGAAGAUUACUGUAUUCCUGUUUUAAGAUUUUCUUCUGACCACACAACAGGAUGGAGGAACCAGAAGUAUCAACAGCAUCACGUACCAAUUCAAUACGGCACCAACACAAGACACCGGGCUCCGGUGAUGACCAGGACAAUGCCUGGGAUGCCGGUCCAGAGUGUUCAAUCUGCUUUUGCGCAUACGACAACACCUUCAAGACACCGAAGCUUCUCGAAUGUACCCAUACCUUCUGUCUGGAAUGUCUGUCUCGCUUUGUGACUAUUUCACCAGAGCAGGAGGGUACCCAGAUCACCUGCCCUCUUUGUCGGCGGCCAACAUCCGUGCCUGAGCACGGUCCUCCAGAUCUGGCCACCAGCCAGGAAGUUUUGGGCCAACUUCCAAGCGACCAGCAACAAGUGGAGAAAGUUUUUCUAGAUGGAGAGAGGCUGUGCUACUCAAACCCUAUGAUACCCAACCGCGUCUGCAUUGACAUCGGGGAGCAUAAACCAGAGCAGACACCAACAACAGAGGAGAGAAGACAGGGUUGUGGAUACAGACUGCUGCGAUUCUUGGGUUUUUAUGGGAACUGGAAGAGGCUUGUGGUCUUCAUCAUAGUGCUUUUUGUGGCCUUAUUCGUUAUACUGUGGCCCCUCCAGUGCUUUAUCAUCUCAAACUCCAUGUCACAAUGCUUCGGAGAAUCAUCAGCUAUGCUCAAUUCUCCCAGACCUACAGUCGGUACCUAAGACACACAGGUGGACACAAGAAAUUUUUAUUCAAACCUGGAAAGAGUUUAAAUUUCAUGAAUUACAAAUGACAUUCAGGUUGUAUGGGCUUCAGUCUAAAAUCAUGACUGAUAAGCUGAAACCGCAGCCACAACCUUUAUGGCUUCAUAUGACAGGAAACCUGUAUUGGUUAAAGUUCUACUUUCUCAUUUAAAGUCAAUAUUUGUUGCACGAAAUUUCAUUGUCAUAUCACAUACUUCCUAAAUGCCACUGUAAAUAUUUAAAAUUCUUUUUUGUGUUUAAACCAGAUGGACAAAAUCAACACUAGAAUAAAACAGUUUUUAUAAUUUACACUUUUAAUAGGAUCCUGCUUGCAGGUUUGAUUGCUUUGGCUGGAACCCUCUAAAAUCUCUUUGCACAAUUUGUAAAAUAAUAAGCCUGCAAUUUAUUGUAUGUUUAUUUGCAAAAUUAUUAUUAUUAUUUUAUUAAUUAAGCAUGUAUAUUAACUGAGUUUUUAAAAUGGUUGUACUACCA